AUGGACAGCAAUUAUAUUGAUAACGAUUAUAUUAACGAUGAAGAAUUUAUAUCACAAGUUUUAGAGGAUACGGAAAAAACAACAUGGAUAAACGAUGAUGAUAAUGAUUUACAACCAUUUUUUCACAAAGUCGAUUCCGAUCAGGUUAUUUAUCAGAAGAAGAAAAAAUGUAAAAUGUUGGGCAAAUACGUUAUGGGUGAUUUAUUAGGCGAAGGAAGUUAUGGUAAAGUUAAAGAAGUUUUAGAUUCAGAAACACUUUGUAGAAGAGCUGUUAAAAUAUUAAAAAAAAAAAGGUUAAGAAAAAUAAUGAAUGGAGAACAAAAUGUUCAAAGAGAAAUACAAUUGCAAAAAGGUUUAGACAAUGUGCAUGUAAUUAAAUUAUUAGAAGUUUUGUAUAAUGAUGAAAAACAAAAAAUGUACAUAAUUAUGGAACAUUGUGUAGGAGGAUUACAAGGUUUAUUAGAAAGUACAGCAUCUAAAAAAUUGCCUAUAUGGCAAGCUCAUAAUUAUUUUUGUCAACUCAUCGAUGGUCUCAUAUAUCUACACAGUAAAGGAAUCAUUCAUAAGGAUAUUAAACCUGGAAAUUUACUUUUAUCACUCGAUGGUACGCUUAAAAUAUCAGAUUUCGGAGUCGCAGAGGCUCUUGAUAUAUUUGCUGAAGAUGAUACUUGUUACACUGGUCAAGGUACUCCAUCGUUUCAACCUCCUGAAAUUGCAAAUGGUGCCAUAAAAUUUUCCGGUUUUAAAGUUGAUAUUUGGAGCAGCGGUGUCACACUAUACAACAUAACAACUGGGAAAUAUCCAUUCGAAGGUGAUAACAUAUAUAAAUUAUUUGAAAACAUUGGAAAGGGAGAUUUUACAAUUCCGGAUGAAUUAGAGGGAAAUAUUUGCUCAUUGCUUAAAGGAAUGUUGCACAAGGAUCCAGAUUUGAGAUUUUCAUUGCAACAAGUUAAAAAUCACAGUUGGGUCAUAUGCAAACCACCAAACAGUUUAGAAUAUGUACCAAUACCAUCUUCGAAAGGUGAUGAAAAACAUUCAAUGACAACUCUUCAGUACCUGAUGGAAUUACAUUAUUGUAAUGAUGAGGGAAAUAAUAAUUCUCCUCGUGAAAAUUCGCCAUAUGAGACUGAAUACGUCGUCGAGCAAGACGUUAUGAACACGUCGAUAAAUAGUUCAAUAGGUGAAGAGAAAAAACACAAAGCCAAAUGGAGACCGAUGCCAUGUGUAAACGUAAGCAAAUUAACAUCAUGUAAACAAUCAUGA
Pediculus humanus corporis (human body louse) is the source of this 1263-nucleotide messenger RNA. Its product is annotated as cAMP-dependent protein kinase catalytic subunit, putative. Gene Ontology annotation, molecular function: protein serine/threonine kinase activity; ATP binding; protein kinase activator activity. Bases 1 to 1263 code for a protein of 420 amino acids. NCBI's taxonomy places the organism in Eukaryota, Metazoa, Arthropoda, Insecta, Psocodea, Pediculidae. The transcript has 6 exons. Gene Ontology annotation, cellular component: cytoplasm. Gene Ontology annotation, biological process: protein phosphorylation; glucose homeostasis; establishment of cell polarity. The record is from RefSeq and is a predicted model, not a curated record.